AUGGCGGAUCAGUAUCAGUACAAUACUAAUGAGGAGAAGUUUGUGAAGGACAGCCACACCAAAGAGAUAGAUCUAAUUAACAGAGAUCCAAAGCAGAUCAAUGACGACGUGGUGAAGGUGGAGUUUGAGGAUGUCAUUGCAGAGCCUGAUGGUACACACAGCCUGGAUGGGGUGUGGAAGCUCAGCUACACCACUUUCACUGUUUCCAAAUACUGGUGCUACCGCGUUUUGUCUGCUGUCUUUGGUAUCCCCGUGGCCCUGCUCUGGGGCUUCCUGUUUGCCUGCAUCUCCUUCUGCCACAUUUGGGCGGUGGUGCCCUGCAUCAAGAGCUGCCUGAUUGAGUCGCAGUGCGUGAGCCGCAUCUACUCCCUUUGCAUCCAGACCUUCUGCGAUCCCUUCUUUGAAGCCUUGGGCAAGAUCUUCAGCAGUGUUCGCGUGGCACUGCGCAAAGAAGUCUAA
Pelmatolapia mariae (spotted tilapia) is the source of this 459-nucleotide messenger RNA. RefSeq names its product caveolin 3 (gene cav3). Gene Ontology annotation, molecular function: transmembrane transporter binding; molecular adaptor activity; connexin binding. NCBI's taxonomy places the organism in Eukaryota, Metazoa, Chordata, Actinopteri, Cichliformes, Cichlidae. Gene Ontology annotation, cellular component: caveola; focal adhesion; sarcolemma. The transcript has 2 exons. The record is from RefSeq and is a predicted model, not a curated record. The coding region runs from base 1 to 459 and encodes 152 amino acids. Gene Ontology annotation, biological process: cell differentiation; regulation of membrane potential; caveola assembly.